This is a messenger RNA of Lotus japonicus, 2322 nucleotides long. RefSeq lists its product as uncharacterized. The record is from RefSeq and is a predicted model, not a curated record. Gene Ontology annotation, cellular component: cytoplasm. The transcript is spliced from 13 exons. The coding region runs from base 65 to 1837 and encodes 590 amino acids. Gene Ontology annotation, molecular function: exopolyphosphatase activity. Lineage: Eukaryota; Viridiplantae; Streptophyta; Magnoliopsida; Fabales; Fabaceae.
CAUAGAACAAAACUAGUGCAAUUGCAAAGCAUUGCAUUUCACAAAGUAUGUUGAAGAAUGAGACAUGUGUUUUCGGAGUCUCCAACAAUUCCCAUGUUGUCUUCUUUUUCUUGUUGUGUACCUUAUUUGCCGUCUCCUAAGCUCUUUAUUUUUCAAUGUUCCCACUCUUAAAUUGUUAACUCCACCCACCAUGAAGCCUGCUGCUGGAGCAUUUGCCCCAACUCAUCAGGAACCGUAUAUUCGUACCAGAGAGAAUCUAUACUUUGAUGGCCUUCUAAGACCCUUGAAACCUCAAGCUGGAGCUAAUAGCAGCAACAUUCUCAUAUCCGUAUCAGAAAGUGGUGAAAAGGAAUUUGUGUCAAAUAUGUCUGCAGAGGUUUUCGAUCACAAUGACUUAUCUGAACAUUCUUCAUCUGAGAGGUGGUUGGAGACUAGUACAAUUGCUCCAUUUAUACAACUAGAUAUCCAAUCUGGUCUGAAUGAAGUAGCUAAUCUUAGAAGUGGCCAAUGCCAUAGCCCAAAGACCCCUCAAGUUGAUGAAGAGCAUCAGGCUUUGCAAUCACCUGCAAUACUCAAUACCGAAAAGACAUACACUGUUACCCGAAGAAAAGAAAAGCUAUCAAGUAUUUCACUUCCACUAUCUGCAGCUUCAUACUAUAAUGGAGUAUCACCAGAAAUGGAAAUCGUUGAAUCUUGUGAAAGCAUUGACAAGCUAAAUGCAUAUUUGAAAGCAAGAAAGGAUGAUGUCAAUGCUGGUGUGCCUGGGAAAUUCUUACAUGCUGUAAUGAGUUCAGAUGGUGCUGAUGUGGGAACUGUGGCUUCAGUCAUCAUGUAUUCCUUCUAUCUAAAUGUAACUUUAAAAAGCCAACAACUCUGCACAGUACCAGUAAUCAAUAUUAACCGGACAAAUCUUGGCUCUCAUGCUGAACUCAAGUGGUUGCUUGAUUCAUGCCGUAUUGAUCAGUCAUCCUUAAUCUUUGCAGAUGAGAUUGAUCUUUCAUAUUAUGAACUAUUUGGAAGUCUUAAGAUAGUGCUGUUGAAGAGCAGCAGGAUGGCAAGUAAGCAAGAGAAAUUGAAGCAGGCUGUUGUUGAAGUUUUUCACUGCAGAAAGGGUGAGACAACAUAUCCAUGGGUUAAAACUGUCACUACAGGAGAGGAAGGUUCUUGCUGUACUGCUAUAGCUGACAAAUUUGCUACCUACUCACCUGAAAUUUUGGCUAGCAAAUCAUUCAGCAAACUUCUGUUAGCUGGCAUACUUUUGGAUACUGGGAAUCUAAGGGACCCUCAUUGCACCUCCACAGAUAAAUACAUGUCUUCAUUAUUGAUCAAUGGUGCUGGUCGUUAUGGAUGCAAUGGUCUUUACAAAUUAUUGAGAUACAAGAUGCAUGACCUUUCUUCUCUGCAAAUAGCGGAUAUCUUGCGGAAAGAUUUUAAGAAAUGGAAAGGACAAGAAAGUGCAGAUUCAAGAUUAAUGUGGCAAGUUGGCAUGAGCUGUAUUGGGGUUUCAAUCAGACAGCUUGUCACUCAGACGGAAAAUCUAGCACAAGAAUUAACAUACUUCCAGAAGUCGGAGAAGCUUCGGGCACUUAUAAUCGUUUCAGGUUACUACAAUGAGGAUAAGAACUUCAAGAGAGAAGUUUUAGUGUCAACAGAAUCAGUGAAGCUGUUGGAGAGUUUACUCUUUUUCUUGGAUUUCAAUGCCUCCCGCCUGCCCCUCAAAACUUUACACUUACCAGGUCUGAAAAAUGAGAUGAAAGCGUAUGAGAUUGAUAAGAUUACCUCAAGAAAAACAGUAGAGCAUCUGAUUGAAGAGUUUGUCGGGAUACCGAAAGCUUAAUUAAUAGGAGAAGAACAAAUUAUUUCAAUUUAUCAUAAAGAAGGAAGGGGGCAUCCCAUCCAAGGAUUAAUUCUAAGAAUAACUAUAUGAGUGGAGUGCUGGAGCAGCCAGCCUUCAUGAGUCAUGACGGUCUUUGAUGGAAUAAGCUUUUGAAUUCUAACUCUGUUAGAAUAUUUGGUGAUUGCCAUAAUUGUGGUUAACCUGUUCCUAUGUUCAGCAUUGACGCAUUGUCUAAAUCACUUAACCAUUUUCUAAAAUCAAAUACCAGCUACAUUCUCUUCUUUUGUUCAGCCAGCAUUAAUAAAUAUCAGAAGUGAAGGAAAAUCCAGCCACAGUAAAAGAGCUUACUGCCACAUGAGUAAAAGAUAGUAGAAAAUUAAAUGCAUAGGUUCUAAUCAUAUGUAGUACACUGAAUUUAAGCAUAUGUUGCCAAAAAAUUGUAUUUUGAAAUCCAUGUAAUUAAACAAUGUUUUCUUUAGAACCAA